This is a messenger RNA of Saimiri boliviensis boliviensis (Bolivian squirrel monkey), 2702 nucleotides long. RefSeq names its product HtrA serine peptidase 2 (gene HTRA2). Gene Ontology annotation, cellular component: mitochondrion. The record is from RefSeq and is a predicted model, not a curated record. NCBI's taxonomy places the organism in Eukaryota, Metazoa, Chordata, Mammalia, Primates, Cebidae. Gene Ontology annotation, molecular function: protein binding; serine-type endopeptidase activity. Gene Ontology annotation, biological process: proteolysis; positive regulation of apoptotic process; programmed cell death.
CCGGGCCACGAGCCCCAGCAGCGUACACAUGGUCCGCACCACGAACCUGGGGACACAGGAGGUGGUGAUUGUGUGUCUUCGGGCCAGGCCCAGCCCUGACACUACCCAAACGCCUGCGUCUGAACCUGCGAAGGACGCUGUCUGGCAGCGCGCAGCUGACCAAGAAGACGUGGAUCCCGAGAAAGAGGCGCAGGACGAGGAGGCAGAACCCGACCGGCGCGUAGAGCAGCAGCGCGAGCAGCAGAAAGCCGUCACCUGGGAGCCUGGGGGCGAGAGGCGAAGUGAUCGGGCACCGAAGGCCAAGAGGACGCGAGGAUCGGCCUCUUCCCGCCGGGGCUCUUACCGGUGAGAGUCAAAGAGCCUCUCCGGCCCCGGCGCUGAGGGAAGCUCCAUAACUGCAGCUUCAGGAGCGCCCGGCCGCCGCUGCCGCCAUCUUCGCGCCCGGCCGCAAGGGCUCCUGGGAAGGCGGAGUCUUCGGGCAUCCGCCCGGGGUGACUGGACCUGAAGUCCUGAGGCGCCCCGGAAGGGCUAGCAGUUCCAGCAUGCCCCGCGGCCCCUUGGGCCGUCUCACAACUCUGGUCCCGCAGAGACCACAAUUCCCGGCAUUCGCGGGAUGGGGAGGAGGCGGCCUCCCGGAAUCCUGGUUCCGGCGUGCACUUCUGGAGGACUUCAAGUACCAGCGUGCCCUGCGUCCUACUGUCCGCUUGCUCGCGUCCUGGGUGCCGCCUCUGAGUAGGGCGGGCGAGGAGGCAGCCGAGGCGGAGCUGAUGGCUGCGCUGAGGGCGGGGCGGGGUGCAGGCUGGAUCCUCCGGGCAUGGCGGGCUUUGGGGGGUAUUCGCUGGGGGAAGAGACCCCUGUUGACCCCUGACCUCCGGGCUCUGCUGACGUCAGGAACUUCUGACCCCCGGGCCCGAGUGACUUAUGGGACCCCCAGUCUCCGGGCCCGGUUGUCUGUUGGGGUCCCUGAACCCCGAGUACGUCUGACGUCUGGGACCCCGUGUCCCCGGGAACAGCUGACUGCGGGGACCCCAGAUACCAGGACCCAGGAGGUCUCUGGGAACUCUGGAAGCCGUUCGCGCGCGUGGCUGGCGGUGGCGCUGGGCGCCGGGGGGGCAGUGCUGUUGUUGUUGUGGGGCGGGGGUCGGGGUCCACCGGCCGUCCUCGCCGAAGUCCCUGGCCCGCCUCCCACCUCUCCCCGGAGUCAGUACAACUUCAUCGCAGAUGUAGUGGAGAAGACAGCACCUGCCGUUGUCUAUAUCGAGAUCCUGGACCGGCACCCUUUCUCGGGCCGCGAAAUCCCUAUCUCGAACGGCUCAGGAUUCGUGGUGGCUGCCGAUGGGCUCAUUGUCACCAACGCCCAUGUGGUGGCUGAUCGGCGCAAAGUCCGUGUGAGACUGCUUAGCGGCGACACGUAUGAGGCCAUCGUCACAGCUGUGGAUCCCGUGGCAGACAUCGCAACGCUGAGGAUUCAGACUAAGGAUCCUCUCCCCACGUUGCCUCUUGGAUGCUCAUCUGAGGUCCGUCAGGGGGAGUUUGUUGUUGCCAUGGGAAGUCCCUUUGCACUGCAGAACACGAUCACAUCCGGCAUUGUUAGCUCUGCUCAGCGUCCAGCCAGAGACCUGGGACUCCCCCAAACCAAUGUGGAAUACAUUCAGACUGAUGCAGCUAUUGAUUUUGGAAACUCUGGAGGUCCCCUGGUUAACCUGGUGAGUGGGACAUCCUUCCUUCCAAGAACCCCUGCCCCAGGUCAGUGUGGGAAGGGUGGUUUUUCCCUAAUUCAAAGAUGUUUGCUCAAGUUUCUGAGCAGUUCUUUAUUGGCUAUCUCUCAACAUCCAACCAGAUUUCCCCAACACUUGAUGCUACUUUUGUUCAGGUGCCCCCAUCCCCUACUAUCUGUUUGGGCUAGGGAACAGGGGGCUCUGUCCCUGCAGGAUGGAGAAGUGAUUGGAGUGAACACCAUGAAGGUCACAGCUGGAAUCUCCUUUGCUAUCCCUUCUGAUCGCCUUCGAGAAUUUCUGCGUCGUGGGGAACAGGAAAAUUCCUCAUGUGGAAUCAAUGGGGCCCGACACUGCUACAUUGGGGUGAUGAUGCUGACCCUGACUCCCAGCAUCCUUGCUGAACUACAGCUUCGAGAUCCAAGGUUUCCCGAUGUUCGGUAUGGUGUACUCAUCCAUAAAGUCAUCCUGGGCUCCCCUGCACACCGGGCUGGCCUGCGGCCUGGUGAUGUGAUUUUGGCCAUUGGGGACAAGGUGGCACGUAGUGCUGAAGAUAUUUAUGAAGCUGUUAGAACCCAACCCAAGAUGGCAUUGCGGAUCCGGCGGGGACGAGAAACACUGACCUUAUAUGUGACCCCUGAGAUCACAGAAUGAACAGAUCAGCAAGAGUAUGAGGCUCCUACUCUGAUUUCUUCCUGCCUUCCUGGCUGAGGCUUGAGGGCGCCGGGACAGAGGGUUAAAUGAACCAGUGGGGGCAGGUCCCUCUAACCACCAGCACUGAUUCCUGGGCUCUGAAGAAUCACAGAAACACUUUUUAUAUAAAAUAAAAUUAUACCUAGCAACAUAUUAUAGUCAAAAAUGAGGUGGGAGGGCUGGAUCCUUUCCCCCACCAAAAGGCUAGAGGUAAAGCUGUAUCCCCCUAAACUUAGGGGAGAUACUGGAGCUGACCAUCCUGACCUUCCUAUUCAAGACAGCGAGCUGUUGCCA